Molecule: messenger RNA, 1095 nt
Organism: Anopheles moucheti
Lineage: Eukaryota; Metazoa; Arthropoda; Insecta; Diptera; Culicidae
Exons: 2
Coding region: 42-467 (141 amino acids)
Source: RefSeq, a predicted model, not a curated record
UUUCCAGAGCUGCAUUAUAAAGUGCACUAUUCUUCAGAGAAAUGCAUCGGCAUAAUGCAACAUUUACUGUGGUUUUGGCGUUGUCCUGCUUGUUGGUGGCAGUGAAUUGCCUUACAAUACAAGAACUGCGAGCGCAAAUUGCACAACAGCGCAUUCAACAACGGUACGGCAUUACUACAACUAGUGAACCCACUACCACCUCGAGUAGUAGCUCGAAUUCGAGUACAUCUACUUCGGAAACUACUACAACCACUGCGACAACAACCUCAACCACAGAGUCAACGACACAAAGUGAAGCUUCCACCAACAGCACUGAUACGACAACGACUGCUAGCGAAUCUACAACCACCGAAUCGUCAAGCACCGGUACAACGAGUGUUGAGGAUGGGUUGAUAGCACAGUACCGUGACCAAGUGCGACAGCAAGCUAUUCAGCGUGCGUUGGCCAGGGCAAGUGCGUUAGGGUAAUUUGUUUGUGAUCUUCCUGAUCGACAUCAUUUUCAGUGUUUCCAAAAAAAAAAUAUGCAAAAAGGUAUAGCAAAUUAGUUUAAAUAUUAUUUACGAAGUUACUUGAAUCGACUCAACAGAACAGGAUAAAUUGUGUUCCCAAAUGAAACGGAAGCCCGUAGCAAAGAACGUUCAUAAUCAAAUCUAAAUAAAACACAGCAUGAAAUCGUCCGUACUGCGGAACUCGCACAGAACAAGAUGGCGAUGGGAUGGGGCAAUAGCCCAUUUCGAGCCGUAAACGUUUAGCAGUGGCUGGUGAAAACGAAAUCGAAAUAUUGCUCCGAGCGGAAGGACACUUGUUGAACGAUACGGCUAAGAUUGGUUUUACCUGCGGGACGGCGGAAACGCAAAUGUGGUGCGGAAAAGCGCUCUCUGCAGCGAAUCAUAAAAAAAAGCGAGUUGAAUCUUAUUUCCCCUUAUACACCCCAAAAGCCUGGCUGUGUAACUGGGCAGAACGAGUGGAGUGGAACCGAGUGCUCGGUUCCGCGAUACAUGAUGAUACCGCCGCAGCCUCGCAAAAAAACACGAUGAAGUGAAUUUUAAUGAAUAUUAUUUAUGUACGUUGUUUUUAUUUAUACACAUUUUAAAC